Messenger RNA from Homalodisca vitripennis (glassy-winged sharpshooter), 2408 nucleotides. RefSeq lists its product as uncharacterized. Bases 84 to 2366 code for a protein of 760 amino acids. The record is from RefSeq and is a predicted model, not a curated record. NCBI's taxonomy places the organism in Eukaryota, Metazoa, Arthropoda, Insecta, Hemiptera, Cicadellidae. The transcript is spliced from 11 exons.
UCAUGCACGUAAAAUAAGUAGUACAGGUUAAAGUUGACACAAUCAAGUUCUACACUCACACAUUCUUACACACAAACAGCACAAUGGCCCUGGAGUGCGAGUGUUUCCCGCUCGAUGACCCUCGCGUGAUCGACAUCCACAUCGCCAAACAGAAGAACACAGGACCCAGGUACUGUACGGACACAAAAAAACCUGGUCUGGCGGACAUAGAUCUGUGCGAGAUACAGCGCCGGUCACAAGACAAGCGCAACAAACACAACGACUACAGUUGUCAUCUGAAGGGGGAGAAGAGGCAGAAUCUGAUAAACAAGAUGAAGAUGUUCCUAGAUGACUACGAUGACAGGCCGGUGAUGAACCGAGGCUCGAAGUCUGGAAAAGGAGGUGGGCGAGCUCUGGGCCAGACAGGAUUCGGCCCCCUGAUCAAAUAUCCCGGCUACGUGGAUUAUGACCACCCGUACUUCAGUGAGCCGUACAACAGUCUGCCCACACUGGCCUUGACGGUGAACCAGCAGCCGGGUGGUAACCCUUGUCCACCCAUUUCCGUGAGGAACUGGGAAGAGACGCGGAAGCAGAGCCAAAAUCAGACUCAAAGCCACCACACCCAGAGCCAAGGGGGCGCAGCCAGGGCCAAGGGUUGUCACUGUGCCCAGUGGCGGGGAGAGGCCGCAAGGUGUCCGGCGGCCAACUCUUAUUUAUUUGAUGUUAAACUGAUGAAAGAGUUUAUGGGAAUGGGGAAGGGUUGUUGCGGCCAGGAACGGGGGACGUCUGCCGCCGGGUCCCCCAGGAGAGCCGGGCACGACGAGGAGGUCUGCCAUGGUACCAACGAGCGUCGACGAGACCUCCUCGAACAGUUGAAGAUUUUCCUGGAUGAGUUUGAUGAGAGGCCGUGCAAAGUAGAGCCGCCCAGCAAGAUGUCCGCCACGAGGCCCCUGGGCGAGUACCCCGAGUACAUCAAGAACCACUGCCAGUCCUGGAUGCCGCCCAUGCCACGACCGCCCCUCAUCUCCAGUGUGCAGACCCACGAGCUUCGCCCCACCGAGGACUACGACCGCAUGAGUCAGAACGACUCGGAGUACAUCACCUAUGUCGACGUACGCUCCAAGCCAAAACCUACGUUGCACCCACGCUGUGACUGUGCUAAAAGGAACGGUCUGCAAGAUCACUGCGAAAGGCCUGAGUGCAAGCCGCCCACGCCACAAUGUUUGGCCUCCAACCCCGGUCCCUGCUGCCCGCCCUCCAUGGGACUCACGGGUCGCGAGGCUGCCAUGGGUCAGUCCCCCGGUUCCUCCGCUCAGUCCUCCGCUGUUCCUAAAAGGCCAGAACUCAAGAUGGCGUGUUUCUGCAAGGCCUCUCCCUCAGAGAUGCCAUCGGGCCAGAAAUACAUCUGCUGUCCCAUGUCUCAAUUUAAAAAUAUAAAUAAGCCCGACAAUAAGAUACCACAUGUUCAGUUAGACACAUUCAUACAUUUCACACCACACCACAACAAGAACACUCCAGUUUACAUUCACACGAAAAUUAUCAGUAACAUUCACAAACACAACAUGGCAGGCAAGUGUUGCGGCCAGGAGAGCUACGGUCGGGGUCAGAGGCCAGCGGCAGACCGGCGACAACAGCUCAUAGCCCAGAUAAAACAAUUAGUAGGCGACAUAGAGGCCAGCGAGAACCGGCAGGGGAAGGGCGGGAGUCGGCGUGGACACGCGGCAGCAGCGGUACCGAUGGGGAUGCGAGACAUGGAGGAUGAGUGCAGAAAGUACCGCAAGAGGAAAGGGUGUACACCGCCAACCAUCACUGGCAUAUCGGUGCACGAGACCAGACCUACCAGCGAGUACAGUCGCAUGCAGUACGAGAACAGGAGCCAAGUCACGUACAAGGAUGCCGCAAUACCAGACAAGUCAGACCCUAGGCCGUCGGCACCCUGGGACCUGCCACGUACACCUAGCCAAGAGCUGAGGGCCGGUAAUCUCUACAGAGACUGCGAGUGUAAGAAGAGGAACGGGCUACAGCAGGACUGUCCACGUUGGGAUUGCAAUGGGAGGCCACAGUGUGUGGCCACUAAUCCUGGACCCUGCUGUCCGCCCUCCGCUGCCCGGAAACCUAUAAGAGGUGACCGGCAAAGCCAGACCGCAGACUCGCGCAAGCAAGGUGGAACUCCUAAUCCGAUGGUGUGUGUGAUCCCGGCCGUAGCUCAGACACCCCAGAGACCGCCACAGCAGCCCCAAGUAGUCAGCGAGGAGGUCAUUGGCAUUUUUCUGGUCCCACCCACUCAACUGGCCCCUCCUACACCUCCUCAAAGCCCCGCAACACGUCCUGCUCAAACUUCCACCUGCUGCAACAGUGGCACCAAAUACCUGUGUUGUCCUGUGUAAUAUAUUAUAAUAUUAGUUCAGUAAACAUUCAUGCACAGUGUA